This is a messenger RNA of Amphiprion ocellaris (clown anemonefish), 5829 nucleotides long. RefSeq names its product glycerophosphocholine phosphodiesterase 1 (gene gpcpd1). The transcript is spliced from 17 exons. Gene Ontology annotation, molecular function: starch binding; glycerophosphocholine phosphodiesterase activity. Lineage: Eukaryota; Metazoa; Chordata; Actinopteri; Pomacentridae. The record is from RefSeq and is a predicted model, not a curated record. Bases 2543 to 4315 code for a protein of 590 amino acids. Gene Ontology annotation, biological process: glycerophospholipid catabolic process.
CAGUUGGUGAUGAUGGAUGUACAUGGACUACAACAGUCACCGUAACUAAAGGUGUUGUUGCCAAGUAUCGCUACUUCAAAGGCUUCUUUCUGGAGUCUAAGCUCAUCAGCAGAAAGAGGAUAAACAAGUGUUAGACUGUUUUGAAUCUCAAAGUUACCACGAACUUGAGCUAUGACUUUCUCUGAUUAUGUGUCACUGUCUAAGCUUGGAUCAUUCACCAAGUCUGUGGAUUACCGUCACUGCAUCUGUAUUUCUGCCUUCAGAAACAGCUUGAGGUCGGUGCUGUGGGAUAUAUUUAAGUCCAGGAAAACUACUCAGCUGGCUUGUUCUUAUCUGGCACGUGAGGCUUUACUGGGCCUCUGCUGAGUCACCUGUCUGUAUGCAAACAUACACACUAACGAACAUACCAGGAAUCGGAUUUGCUUGAAAAAGAGAGAAAACGUGGGAGAGAUUUUCCUAAAAUCAAGUACAAGGUGUCAGAGUGCAAAAGUUUCUGGUGACUUUGUGCAGCCUGAGUUUGGGCGUGUUGUUGGUUUCCUUUUUUUUUUUUUUCAAAGGGUGGAACCUGCUUUGUGUGAGACUGUAUGUUUUGACUUGGUUUCCUCACGUGUCUGUACUGUUGCUGUGAAAUGCCUUAUUGUGUGGUUUGACCUAAAAAUCCAUGCAAAGUGUAACUUAACAAAGUCUUACUUUUGUGAUGAUUUGUGCAUUUUCUGAACCAUACUAGGAAGUUACUAAGAACUGUAGCUGCAAUAUAAACAGGGUUUGAACUCACUGACAUCUUUCACAGUUGCAGACUUGGCUGAAGCUGGCUGCUAUGAUGUGAUUUCAAAACAAAUAUCUGAAAUACGCUGCUGUAUGCUAUGGUUAAUUACAUUAGUAUUACACACGUAAAAAGAAGCAGCUUCAUAUGUAACUACAAAAUGUUUCCAAGUUCUAUUUUUCUUCACUAACAAAUCCACUUUUCAGAUUUCAACCCAUGGUGGCUGACUGCCCUAGCUGGGGGAUUGGUGACUAUACCAGAUCUCAUUCCUUUCUCACACUCUGGUCCAGAGACAGGCUUUGAGGCCACACUGAGAAGAAGUAGUUCACUGUAUCUGAUCUGAAAACCCUAACGUUGUACCCAACAUUGGAAUUGCAGAGUGCAGGUGGCCCCUGUCAAGUGAUAGUCAAUAUGUGGGAGACCCAUCAUCAGCCUCGCACGAUGAGCCCCACAGGUAUAGAACAACAAAAUAAAGGUGCACGGUUUGGUUGGGUUUGGUAAAGUGUGUAAUACUCAAACCCCCCCAUAGAUCUCCCAUCUUCUGCAGUCCUACAAUUAACAGCUGUCCACUGACAGUAAUGUAGAGGCCAUUCUAGCUUAUCCCACUUAAAAAAAGUUUUUGUUUUUGGGUUGGGGCUGCACAAUAUAUUGUUUCAGCAUUUGCAGUGUGAUGAUUGCGUUGCUUGAUACAAAAAGAGAACUUACACGGUUCACAUUUUCCAGAACAAAUCUAUAAGAGAAGUCUGAUAGAAGAUCAUUCACUCCAAUUUGAGGCUUCUUGGAGCACUUUGUUUUGUGUGUUGUUUUUUUUAACUUUAUUUACAAACACCGACAUAGAGUUUGUUGACAUGCAGGCUCCACAUGUGGUGGGCAAAAUGAGCAAUAGACACUGAAAAAGAUUUGGUUGCAAAGAAAAACACUUAUGACCAUUUAAAUCAACACUACGAAGCUCUGUAUGAGGCUUGCAGAGCCAGAUCUGAAUGCCAACCAAUGCAAAAUACUAUUCUAUAUGCUUUUGCAAGUGUUACACCAUAUAAGAUAUGAUCUAAAUGUUUUUAUUUUAAAUGGAGAUUAACUCCUUUACAAAAUCCCAAUCAUGCUAGAAUGAUUAAUUCCUUCCAAAUUGGAGUUAUUCAAGUCAUCUGAACAUUUCUGUACCUUUUCAUAUCAUAAUAUAUACAUACACUGCAGAAAAACAAAACAUCUGAAUGUCAGUUUUCCCCCCAAUAUCAUGCAGCCCUAUUUUGGGUUUAUAAGUGAAUGAAUGUUCCAGGACUGCAGUGUUUUCUCCCACACAACACUGUAAUUUACUGGUAGCCUCUGGAGCUUCUUGCUUAUUUGGCACUGUGUGUACACUUUAAAAAAACAGAUUAGUGGAGAGCACAUGUUCGAAUAAUCAAUAGCCACAGAGGAAACACUGCAGUGCAGCACAUGUCAUGACCUGUCAUUGUAGAUCUCUCUGGUGAACAUGCCAUUGUGUUGUCAAACAAAGCUCACUCAGUGCAAGCUUGAUAGGGAGAAUAGUUGCAGCUGCUUAGUGUCCUCUUUUUUUUUUUUUUUAAAUUAUUAUUUUUUUUUAAUCACGUCAUAUUACCCUACCCCUUUUUUUGUUUUAGUAAAUCCUACUAACAUGCUUUUCCUACUAAAAUAAGAAUUUGCUGUAAAUAUAAGAUGUUUACAUUUUUGUUAAAUGCAGCAGUGCUUUGUUUAAAUUCUUACUGGUUUCAUAAACAACCUGCUAAGUUAACCGUAAUGCCAUACUAAGUGUUCUGGUUACAGAUGUCUUGUAGGCAUCCUUCUAUCCCAUUUUUAAUGCUUUUUUCCUUUAUUACAGCACCACACCAGAAUAUUGAUGAUGGACAAUUUGGCGUUCACAAUGGGGUGAAUUGUGUUGACUCUGGGUGGCUGACAUGCCAGACAGAAAUUCGCCUGCGUCUGCACUAUUCUAAGAUGUCUCCGGUGUCCAUCACGAAGAAGAAAUUCAAGAAGUCUCGCUUCAGGAUCAAGCUGACAUUAGAGGGCGUAGAGGAAGAGGAUGAUGAGGAGGAGGAUCUCAGUCCAUCAACUUGCCACAAAAUGACCCCCACUCUGGAGAUCAGUCUGAUCAAUGCCAACGGCUAUAAGUCACGUCACUCACAGCCUGAGUGUGGCUACGCUCUGGAGCCGUCCCAGUGGACUGAGUACAGCAUCCACACCAUGGACCCUGACAACCUGGAGCUCACCUUUGAGUUCUUUGAGGAGGAUCUGAGUGAGCAUGUAGUCCAGGGUGAUAUCCACCCAGGACAUGUGGGCACUGCCUGCCUCCUCUCCUCUUCAUUUUUGGAGAGUGGCAAAGACAUUGGAGUAGUUACACUUCCCAUAAUGGGACGAAACUCCAGACAGACCAUCGGUAAAGUAAGAGUGGAUUACCUGGUAAUUCGACCCAUCCAGGGGAUGCAGUGUAACAUGAGCUCGUCGUUCACCAAAUACUGGAAGAAAAGAAGCACUCUGAGUGUGGGUCACCGUGGAGCUGGCAGCACCCAUGCAGCCAAGCAUCACAGAGUCAGAGAGAACACAAUAGCCUCCUUCAAAAGUGCUGCUAAACAUGGUGCAGCCUUUGUGGAGUUUGACGUUCACCUCUCCAAGGACGCUGUUCCUAUAGUUUACCAUGAUCUGACCUGCUGCAUAUCUACCAAGAAGAAAAAUGAUAAGAAUGUGGAGCUUAUUGAAGUGCCAGUGAAAGACCUGACUUUUGACCAGCUACAGCUUUUGAAGUUGGCUCAUGUGACUGCCAUGAAAGGAAGUGAUCACAAAGAUCUGCUGGACGAUGAAGAUGAAAUCGAUGAGCAUCAGCCGUUUCCCUCUCUCUCACAGAUAUUUCAAGCUAUUCCUGAACAUGUUGGCUUCAACAUUGAGCUCAAAUGGAUCUCCCAGAUGAAGGAUGGAUCAUGGGACGGAAACUUGUCAAGCUACUUCAACAUGAACACCUUCCUCGACAUUGUUCUGUCCUGCGUUCUGCAGAAAGGUGGAAAAAGACGGAUUGUGUUCUCCUGUUUUGACCCAGAUGUCUGCACCAUGGUGCGUCAUAAGCAGAACAAGUACCCCAUCCUCUUCCUGACUCAGGGAAUUUCAGACAAGUAUCCGGAGCUGAUGGACAUCCGCUGUCAGACAACUCAGAUCGCCAUCAGUUUCGCUCAGAGUGAAAAUAUUCUGGGAAUCAGUGCCCACACCGAGGAGCUGUUAAAGCACCUGAACUACAUCGGGGACGCCCAGGCUAAAGGUCUGGUGGUGUUCUGCUGGGGAGAUGACAACAAUGAUCACGAGACCAGGAGGAAGCUGAGGCAGCAAGGAAUAGACGGGCUCAUCUAUGAUAGUAUCUGUGACGAACAAGGAGAGCAGCCAAACAUCUUCCAGGUAGAGGAGCAACACUCCCUACAGGAGGUCAUUACAGAGGAGACCCUGAAGAGCUCCACCUGUUCCUGCUACUCCAUUCCCUGCGCCACGGCACCCUGCACAGCCUCCAAACCAUGUGUUGGAAGCGUGGAGUCUGAUUCUGGCCUCAGCUCCUCCUAAACAUCUCUGAGCCAUUCAACACACCUUAUUGUACACUAUCACUCAAGAGGACCACGGUGGGAACGCGGGUUUAAACUCAAAAAACAUUUAUCGGGUCUUUCCUCCUUCACAAAUAGUCACAGGAUUAAAAAGCACUUAUACCAUCUCCACUCCACUCGGCUGCAGAUUUUGUCUUGUGUCGUCAGCAGUUUUACUAUGUGUGCUUUCUAUUGAAAUGUUGAUGUUCAGCCAAAAUCUGACUUUUUUUUUUUUUUUUCUGACAGACUACAGAUUGUUUAGGGACCAGAACAGUCUGAUAUUUAUCAGGAAACAACAUCAAAUUAGGAAGUUAAAAACUUCACAGUUGAUAUUUAUUGAGCCAAUAUGUCACAUUUCCUCAUAGUGUAAGUGCUAAAAAUGUCAUGCUUGUGAUAUUUUACGGGUGAUGAAUUAUGACGAUGCAGGGCUAUGCUUGUUUUUUUUCCAGUUUCUGCUGUUAUGUUUGAUUCAGUGCAUGUAGCCAUUACCUGAAGCGUUAUUUUCAUGGUCUCAAAUAACAAUGAGUAAUAAUUUGGCCGGGUUUCCUACCAAUCAAAAUCAGCUGCAUUUGGAUGAGGGUGCAGGUUGCUAUUAAGUGCAUUUUUAUAUAACCUGUAUGACUGUUUUAGUUGCUCCCAUUUUUCAUGCCUUUAAACUCCUGCUUUUUGACUUCAUGAUUAAUAAGAGGUGCAAUCAAAAGGUUCGGUGACUGUGUUUAUAAUAAUGAAAAAAAAAAAAUAACCACACUCUGCAAACAGAUCAACCACAUGCCAUCGUGGUACAGUUCAGGUUAACGCCGAAUGUCUUUCCUCAGACGCCUCAGGACUUUAAAGUGGAGUUCGGUAUGAUUCAUGGUGCGCAAGUAUGCGGAAAGAAAUGAAAAAAUUUGCAUGCUCCUUGUGUUUUUCAUUGCAAAGACUAGUGUUUUUAUCACAAAAAUACAUGUAAAACCAAUCCCGAUGUAAUGCAACAUGUUCCGGACACACAGAAGCUCCUGUUAGCAUUAUUACACAUUCUCACAGUCUCUGAACUUUUUGAUUGCUCCUUGCUGCUAUUAGUGUAAAUUGCGCUCUGCAUACUGUAUAUACUGUAGCCUUAACUUCAAGAAAGCAGAAUGUUUUAUUAGCGGACACACUUACCACAGCCUUAAUUGGGAAUACAAUCACAUUUUUCUGUUUCUGGCCUUUAGCUUCAGCAUCACUGAUACCUCACUCAUAAUCUAUCACAAUAGAGCUAAGCUCAGAUGUGUGUACUUCUAUACUACCUUGACAAUACUCUGUACUGCGCGACAGAUUAUUUUUCUGUCCCCAGAUACGCUUGAAUCCAUUUACAGGAUGCUGAAUGUAAAUAGCUGUCUCCUCGCACAAUCUGUCAACUACAGACUAAUGAUUAAUGCAUGCAUGGUCUGUAUAUCUGUAUGAUAGAACAAGGAAGAAUGACUGAACUUAGUGUGGAAUAUCAACUGCCACUUGUAAUGUAAAUAAAACUAAAACUUA